AGAUGAACAGCAAUCAAAUCAAAUGGUGGAAACAAACACCUUGUGUUGGAAGCCAAGAGCCAGUGUACUAUAUAAAGCACCAGAUACUCUUUUCUCCCCAUCCUCUCCUCCUCUUGCCGUUUCAUCAUCGUACUAGAAGAAGUCCAAGCAACAAGCUCAUAUUAUCAUGGGUAAGGAGAAGGUUCACAUAAACAUCGUGGUCAUUGGCCAUGUUGACUCUGGAAAGUCAACCACUACAGGCCACUUGAUCUACAAGCUUGGAGGCAUAGACAAGCGAGUGAUCGAGAGAUUCGAGAAAGAAGCUGCUGAAAUGAACAAACGUUCCUUCAAGUAUGCCUGGGUGCUAGACAAGCUCAAAGCCGAACGCGAACGUGGUAUCACCAUUGAUAUCGCCUUGUGGAAGUUCGAAACCACCAAGUACUAUUGCACAGUCAUCGAUGCGCCAGGUCAUCGCGAUUUCAUCAAGAACAUGAUUACCGGGACAUCUCAGGCUGAUUGCGCUGUCCUGAUCAUCGACUCCACCACAGGUGGUUUCGAAGCUGGUAUUUCCAAAGAUGGUCAGACUCGUGAACAUGCUUUGCUUGCUUUCACCCUCGGUGUCAGGCAAAUGAUAUGUUGUUGUAACAAGAUGGACGCUACAACACCUAAAUACUCGAAGCCUAGGUACGACGAGAUUGUUAAGGAAGUGUCGUCGUACCUUAAAAAAGUCGGAUACAACCCCGAAAAAAUCCCAUUUGUUCCAAUUUCUGGUUUCGAAGGAGAUAACAUGAUUGAAAGGUCAACAAACCUUGAUUGGUAUAAGGGGCCAACACUUCUUGAAGCACUUGACAAUGUUAGUGAACCGAAGAGGCCUUCAGACAAGCCGCUUCGUCUCCCACUACAGGACGUGUACAAGAUCGGUGGGAUUGGAACUGUGCCCGUGGGUCGGGUCGAGACGGGUAUAAUCAAGCCCGGUAUGGUCGUCACUUUCGGCCCGUCCGGUCUCACCACUGAAGUGAAAUCGGUCGAAAUGCAUCAUGAAGCACUUCAAGAGGCAUUGCCAGGGGAUAAUGUCGGGUUCAAUGUGAAGAAUGUUGCGGUGAAGGAUCUUAAACGCGGUUAUGUUGCUUCAAACUCGAAAGAUGAUCCAGCAAAGGGUGCUGCUGGCUUCACUUCUCAGGUUAUUAUCAUGAACCAUCCUGGCCAGAUUGGGAACGGUUAUGCACCAGUGCUUGACUGCCACACUUCUCACAUUGCUGUUAAGUUUGCUGAGCUGCAGACCAAGAUUGACCGCAGGUCUGGUAAGGAGCUCGAGAAGGAGCCUAAGUUUUUGAAAAACGGUGAUGCGGGGAUUGUGAAAAUGGUUCCAACCAAGCCCAUGGUGGUGGAGACGUUCUCUGAGUAUCCGCCUUUGGGGCGUUUUGCUGUGAGGGAUAUGCGACAGACGGUUGCUGUUGGUGUGAUCAAGAGUGUGGAUAAAAAGGACCCAACUGGUGCUAAGAUCACCAAGGCUGCAGCCAAGAAGAAAUGAACCGAUGCUUUUAUGAACCUUCUGUUCACAGUGCACUUUGUUAUUGUCUUGUUAUUUGUUUUUAACUUUUGUUUGUGUCGUUGCUGCCAUCGUUUACUGCCGUUCUUAGGAACAGUGGUUCUGUUGCAUUUUCAGGUAGAUAGUCAUACAUGGGUGCUUGACAGACGGUGGCACAACGCGAGUAAUGCUACUUAUUUUCGUUUUCGUGGAGUGUUUAUAUCUGAACUUGAAGAAUAAAAUCUAUAUAUUUGUGGAUACUUAUCAUCUUGGAUGCUUAAUUGUUUGUGGUUGAUUUGUAUUGGCAAUAUAUAGUAUAUGUGUAUUUUUUUUUA
This is a messenger RNA of Helianthus annuus (common sunflower), 1842 nucleotides long. RefSeq names its product elongation factor 1-alpha. Gene Ontology annotation, molecular function: GTP binding; GTPase activity; translation elongation factor activity. The record is from RefSeq and is a predicted model, not a curated record. The transcript has 2 exons. Gene Ontology annotation, biological process: translation; translational elongation. NCBI's taxonomy places the organism in Eukaryota, Viridiplantae, Streptophyta, Magnoliopsida, Asterales, Asteraceae. The coding region runs from base 167 to 1510 and encodes 447 amino acids.